This is a messenger RNA of Trichomonas vaginalis G3, 747 nucleotides long. Its product is annotated as surface antigen family. The transcript has a single exon. NCBI's taxonomy places the organism in Eukaryota, Parabasalia, Trichomonadida, Trichomonadidae. The record is from RefSeq and is a predicted model, not a curated record. Bases 1 to 747 code for a protein of 248 amino acids.
AUGGAUAUUUUCUCUACUAACUCAAUAAACACCAAUGAAAUUCAAAAAAUUGAAGUAAUAUCAGAAAACUUCAAUUUAUCCAUGAUAAAUAAGAGUAUAUUAAGCUCUUUAAGGAUUCUCAUUAUCCAAAAAUCGGUUUCUUCCUUACAAGUUCCUACAAAUUUCUUAUCAGGAACAGGAAUUGAAAAUGUAUCAAUUCCAGGCGUUAAAAUUAUUGGAUGGGAAGCUUUUGCUCAAUGUUAUAACCUCACUGAAGUUCAUUUUCCAGAUGUGACUGAUAUUUUGAUCAGAUCUUUUUAUUAUUGCCAAAGUAUAGUAACAUUUGAUGCUCCAAACUUGAAAUCAGUUAACUACAGUUCAUUUGGUAAUUGUUUCAAUCUCACAAACAUAAAUCUUGAAAAUAUAGAAACAAUUGGCUCAUCUGGAUUCUCUGGAUGCAAAUCGUUCGUGGAUAUAUCUCUUCCUAACUGUGUAACUAUAAAGAAUUACGCCUUCUAUCAAUGCUCCAACUUAAAAUCUUUAGUUGGAAAUAAAUUGGUAAAUUUAGAUGAAAAUGCAUUCCAAAAUGGUAACAUUGAAUCAUUUACUGCUCCAAAUGUAAGAUCCAUUCCAGAUAACUGUUUCUACCAAUGCCGAAAUUUGAAAGAAAUAAAUAUCGCAAAAGUUGAAAAGAUUGGAGCUUUUGCCUUUACAGAUUCAUUAAUUGAGAGUUUAUAUUUACAAUGCUUCAAAACUCAAAUCAAUUAA